CGCGGCUGGAUAGGGCUGCCCAGUGCGGUGCCGGCAGCAGCAACCAUGGCUCGUCGGUCGGCCUGGAGCCCGAGGAGUCCUCCCAGGAGGCGUCGGGCGGACGACGACGACGACGAGAUGUCGACGGAGGUGCUCCAGAUCACCAUGGCCUGGGAGCGAAAGCGCAAGCAGGCGGAAGCCGACCUACGGGACCAGCUCAACGAGGCCGAGGACACCAUUACUGAAAUGGGCGACAAGGUUGCCAAACUAGAGAGGGACCUCGCGGCGGCGAAGCACGAUGCUGAGAUCGCAAGCGAUAUGGUGAAAUCAGUGACCGCGGAGAAGGCGGAGCUGGCUCGUGAUUUGAAGGACGAGCAGGUCCGCGUGCUGGGGGCAUUGUUUCUGAUCGCGGACCUCGCGCAGGAGCCGCCGAAGGAGGACGAGGACGACGCGGACACGCCGGUCGCGGCCUCUGAGCCGGCAGACUUACCGCCGCCGCCGCCGGCCGACGAGAACACGCCGCCGCCGGAGCUCACGCGCGUCUGCGCCGAGUGCGAGAAGCCGUGCCCCAAGGCGAGCUACAGCAACAAGCAGUGGCAGGCGAAGGCGGCGACGCGGCGGUGCCGCGCCUGCGUCGAGGGGGACGCCGCGGCGGCGGCGUCGCCGCCGCCGUCGCCCACGAAAUCGGAAACGCCGGAGGAGGAGGAAGAAGAAGACCCCGAGACCGCGGCCCCGCCCGAGGACGCGGCCGUCGCGGCAAGAAAAGCCGAGAUACUACGGAGGCGCCGGACGCACGCCGCCGCCCUGCGCGUGGCGUCGGCGCUAAAGUUCUCGCCACCGUCACAACUCGUCGACGCGAGUGCCCUGGGCCGGGCGCCGGACCGCGCCUUUACGGAAGCGCGCGAAUCGUUAAGGGACGCCGGCGAGAGCGUUUUGAGCCUGGGCGUCGCGAGAGCCGCCGUCGGCCGCCACGCGCGCGUCGCCCAACAACUUUUAGAUUUGGGCGCGAACGCGGAGCGCGCCUGCUGCGACGUCGAGGCGAUGCCCGAGUGGCCCGUCGUCGCGGCGCCGGCGACGGACGUGCCGGCUUUACAUGCCGCCAUCGUGGCCGGCCACGACGCCGUCGCGAAGUUGUUGGUGACGCGCGGCGCCAACGCCAACGCCACGUCAACACGAUUGGGCGGCGCCACGCCCCUCCAUGCCGCAGCGAGGCAUAAUAGGUCCGAGCUCGCGCGCUUCUUAGUGUCGAAGUGCAACGCGCGCCUCGACGCCGUGGACGAUGAAGGGCAGACGGCGGCCGACUGUGCGUCCAAGAUGCGCUGGACGCGGACGGAAAAAGUUUUGAGAGAUCCGGGGUUGUUGUUCUGGGCGCGGGCGGCGCGCGCGAAUCGCUUGUGCAAAGAGGGCGAGCACGCGUUGGCCCUGGAUUCGUACGACCAAGCUUUAGCUGAGCUCGCGAAGCUCCCGAAGAAUGACGCGAGGUACCCCAAGAGUCAAAGUGUGGCAACUUUACAACAUAACCGAGCUAGAAGCUUGAUGGCCCUCGGCCAGUUCCUGGCCGCGAGGAAUGGGCUAUUGGAAGCUUGUUUAGCAGCUGGUGGGGACGCCAAGUACCCCGUCGCGGCCGAUCGCCGGGCGGAAUGCGACGCGAAGCUCCUGGAACAUGCGAAAGCAGCAGAAGCCUGGGAGAGUCUCGCGGACGAUGCCGAUGAUGUUCAGAAGGCGCGAACGUGGCGAUCGAAAGCCCAAGCGGAACGAGCCAAGGCCAGUCGGCGGCCCCACGAACUCCUCGGAUUGGAGUCGCCUCGCUGUUCGCCCGCGGAGCUCAAAAAGGCCUACCGGAAAAAAAGUUUACAGUGGCACCCCGACCGCCAGGCCUCCGGCACGCCGGAACAUAAAUAUAGGGCCCACCUCAUGUUCCAGCGCAUCUCGGCGGCGCACGACGAGCUGCAGGAGUCUUCGUCGCGACCGCGCUACGCGACGUACUGGUCCGAGGAAAGCGAAGGGUCGGACCAGGAGAGCGAGGAGGAGGACCUCUACGAGUCGACGCCCGCGUGGCACCGCUAUUUCGACCGGGCCAAGGCGCGGUCCUGAUUCCGAUCGAUCGCUGUCGAGUCGUACGUUCACACUAAUUACACCGUUAAUAGGA
This is a messenger RNA of Pelagomonas calceolata, 2128 nucleotides long. Lineage: Eukaryota; Pelagophyceae; Pelagomonadales; Pelagomonadaceae. The record is from the annotation of a GenBank genome assembly.